Molecule: messenger RNA, 4034 nt
Organism: Homarus americanus (American lobster)
Lineage: Eukaryota; Metazoa; Arthropoda; Malacostraca; Decapoda; Nephropidae
Product: leghemoglobin 49-like
Exons: 5
Molecular function (GO): heme binding; oxygen binding
Source: RefSeq, a predicted model, not a curated record
UUGUUCAACUGUCUCCUCGCCAGGUUGUUUGAGACUCACCCAGACGUUCAGGAGGUGUUCACGCCCUUCCGUGGCCUGCCCAUGGAGGAGGUCCAGCAGUCCAAGGAACUCCGCUCCCACGCCCUUAGAGUGAUGGGCUUCGUUGAGAAGGCGGUAAGGAGACUCGACCAGCCGGAGAAGUUAGUGCCACUCAUCCAGGAGUGCGGCCGCAAUCACUGCCAUUACGGCGCCCAAGUCCAACACAUUGAGCUGGUUGGUCCUCAGUUCUUGCAAGCCAUCAAGCCAGCCCUGGAGGAUCAGUGGACGGAGGAGGUUGAGGUGGCUUGGGGCCUCCUCAUGAUGAACAUUGCCUACGUCAUGAAGACCGCCAUGAAGAAAGAGAUGAUGAAGUAGAUGCAGACGGUGAAGGAGGUGAGGAAGUAGACGGUGAAGGAGAUGAUGAAGUAGACGGUGAAGGAGGUGAUGUAGUAGAUGGAGACGGUGAAGGAAGUGAUGAAGUAGACGGUGAAGGAGGUGAUGAAAUAGACGGUGAAGGAGGUGAUGUAGUAGAUGGAGACGGUGAAGGAAGUGAUGAAGUAGACGGUGAAGGAGGUGAUGAAGUAGACGGUGAAGGAAGUGAUGAAGUAGAUGGAGACGGUGAAGGAAGUGAUGAAGUAGACGGUGAAGGAGGUGACGAAGUAGAUGAAGAAGGUAAAGUAGACGAAAGGAAUUAAAUAGACGGAGAGGAUAAAGUAGAUCGGGGUAAUGAAGAUGAGAAAAGUGAGAGAUUUGUUGUUUCCAGUUAGACAGUGCAGAGUGAUAGUGUCGUAAGUCUGUGAGGUGACAAUUGCAUCCUCCUGACAGUACCCGUAAGCGCCAACAUUGAUGGAUCCCUUGGUGAGGUGAAGAAAAAAAAAUGCCCUGCAAUUGAUAAUUUUGCAAAAUGGAUUUAAGAACGAAAGCUUUGUCCAGAAAACUUUCGUGGGUAAGAAUUUUUCGCCAACUAGCCCUCAAAGGGUUAGAGAUACGCCUCUAAUGAAGUGAGAACUGCUUUCUAUGUGGUUGAACUCUUCUCAGCUAACUCGUGUUGGGUGUUCUUGCCGGAGUUCAAUUUGGUGAAUUUAAAACUGUUUUUUUCUAGGUGAGGAUUCUUCCCAGUAAGGCCUCAAAGGACAACAGUACUCUUUUAUGUUUUGAAGCUAGAACCAUAUACAGUAUACUGACAAGCCCCCUAAAGGUUGGUGGUUUCGACUGAUGUCUUUGUGAAUGGUGGAUUAGUUUAGUGACUAGGAUCUCGUAAGUCAUAUUUUAAGGAGACUGGCUGUAAGAGUAGUGUCCCUCUCUAUCUUGCUCAUUGAUGGACAGAAAACUUGUGAACAACCUUACCUAUGGUGCCUGUGUUAAACUCUACAGACAAGACUGAUGAACAGCCAACAGAUAGACAGAAAAGAAUUAAACAAGACUGUGUAGGAGAAAGGGGUAGUGACUUAGGCUCAAGUCUCAGGUGAAGAUGAUAAAAAUAAAGUAUGACAGAGAUGACCUAACUGGUCCUCUGCGGGUGUGAGUAGUGUGAUAGUGAUGGUGACAAAGAGUCGACCAAACUAAAAAUUGGAUUUGAAGAAAACGGAGAAACAGGAUGAGUAAAACACCGUGAAGUAUAAAAGAACGUUCCUUACUGGUAGCACAGAUAAGCUGAUGUGUCUGUACCAAACAAGUCAACACUUUCCACUGUGUUAAAGAUCAUAGAGAGUAUUAGAAUCAGUUACAUGUGUAGAAAACAAACCAUAAAAGAUAGAAGAACUAUAAACUGUUUGUUGUACACGUAAACAAUGACAGAUUUAUAUAUAUAAAUACAUAGUGUUGUUGUAUAUACCAUUGAUAUUACUCCUCACACCAACACAUUAUACAGCUUUGUACUGUAUGUCAUGCUCAUAUUUUAUCGUAUUUGCCUCUUAUGAUCAGUGUGGUCAGCAGGUGGUUAACACUGAGAGCAAGUCACCUUUCACUCAUUAUCAGGUGAGGUAGUGGCAGGUAUUACACCACUGGAGGAGGCGAGUGACUGUUUGUUGCUUUCUGUGUGAUGCCUUGGUGCUGUAACGGAGCUUAGAUACUCUCUCUCUCUCUCUCUCUCUCUCUCUCUCGUGAGGCCUGAUCAAUACACCAGUUCCGAAUCCACUUUCUAGGGAAGUGAACACGGUUAAUAAAUAGACAGAAAUGGAUAGAUAGAUAGAGUUUGAUUAAGACGUAGUUAGACUGAUGGAUAAAGACAGAUAUAAAUAGAUAAACAAAUAGAUAGAUUGAAAGAUAGAUAUUGAAUAAAUACCUGAUAGAUAAAUGAAUGGACAGAUAGACAUAGGAGACACGCUUGGAAUGACUCUCGGUAGCCUGAGUGUCACCCCUGACAACGCUCACGACGGUGCGGCAGAAGCGGGGACAAAAUAUUUGCCCCUCCACUAGUUAUGACUCAUUGAAGGAGAAGACCAGCAGUUAUUGAGCCGCUGAAGAACUGACAGUGUGAUCAUAGAAAAGAAUCCACGUUUGAAAUAAAGGAAUUAUGAGUAUAGGAGGUCACCACAGGUAGUAGGAAGGGUCAUGGAAUUAUGGGAGGUCACCACAGGUAGUAGGAAGGGUCAUGGAAUUAUAGGAGGUCACCACAGAUAGUAGGAAGGGUUAUGGAAUUAUGGGAGGUCACCACAGGUAGUAGGAAGGGUCAUGGAAUUAUAGGAGGUCACCACAGGUAGUAGGAAGGGUCAUGGAAUUAUGGGAGGUUACCACAGGUAGUAGGAAGGGUCAUGGAAUUAUGGGAGGUUACCACAGGUAGUAGGAAGGGUCAUGGAAUUAUGGGAGGUUACCACAGGUAGUAGGAAGGGUCAUGGAAUUAUGGGAGGUCACCACAGGUAGUAGGAAGGGUCAUGGAAGUAUGGGAGGUCACCACAGGUAGUAGGAAGGGUCAUGGAAUUAUGGGAGGUCACCACAGGUAGUAGGGAUGGUCAUGGAAGUAUGGUAGGUCACCACAGGUAGUAGGAAGGGUCAUGGAAGUAUGGUGGGUCACCACAGGUAGUAGGGAUGGUCAUGGAAGUAUGGUAGGUCACCACAGGUAGUAGGAAGGGUCAUGGAAGUAUGGUAGGUCACCACAGGUAGUAGGGAUGGUCAUGGAAGUAUGGUAGGUCACGACAGGUAGUAGGGAUGGUCAUGGAAGUAUGGUAGGUCACCAUAGGUAGUAGGGAUGGUCAUGGAAGUAUGGUAGGUCACCACAGGUAGUAGGAAGGGUCAUGGAAGUAUGGUAGGUCACCACAGGUAGUAGGGAUGGUCAUGGAAGUAUGGGAGGUCACCAUAGGUAGUAGGAAAGGCCAUGGAAGUAUGGGAGGUCACUAGGGCUUGUAGUAAGGCCAUUUCAAUAUUUGUAAUAACGUUGACCUUAAAUGACUUGACCUUCAACCACGUUCUUAGCUAUUCUGACCUUGACCUGGUUAACUGUGACCUUGACCUGGUCCACUGUAACCCGGAACUGGUUCACCGUGACCUUGACCUGGUUCACUGUGACCUUGACCUGGUUCACCGUGACCCUGACCUGGUUCACUGUGACCCUGACCUGGUUCACUGUGACCUUGACCUGGUUCACUGUGACCCUGACCUGGUACACUGUGACCUUGACCAUGGUUCACUGUGACCUUGACCUGUUUCACUGUGACCUUGAUCUGGUUCACUGUGACCUUGACCUGGUUCAUUGUGACCUUGACCUGGUUCACCGUGACCCUGACCUGGUUCACUGUGACCUUGACCUGGUUCACUGUGACCUUGACCUAAUAUGUAUGUGUAGAGAUUCAUUAGCCCCCUUCGGUGAGUUAAGAAUUUAGUGCAUGUUUUGAAUGUGUGUGUGUGUGUGUGUGUGGUUUUGCCUCUGUGUUUGCUCGUAUGUAUAUGAAUGUGUAUUUAUGUAUGUGUGUGUGUGUGUGUGUGUGUGUGUGUGUGUGUGUGUGUGUGUGUGUUUUUGCCUCUGUGUUUGCUCGUAUGUAUAUGAAUGUGUGUGUGUGUGUGUGUGUGUGUGUGUGUGU